GCAAGUUUAAACAAAUAGAGAUAUUGAACUGACCAACCGUGAUGUUUCUGUAAACAACCUCAGAGUUUUCCAACAUACUUGCUGCAUAGGUACACUGAGGAGCUAUACACAAAAGUGACCCUUGGGUGCAGAUAAUCUUAAUGCCAGCAUUAUGGGACAUCAGGUGAUAAUAUUUGACUUUUCAGCCAUAAGAGGUUUAUGGGAAAUUCGAGUGAAGAAGCACAAAGACAAACAGAAAAAGGAAAAAGAACGAGUAGCUCAGAGUGCAUUAGAAAAGAUAAGGCAAGAAUGGGAUAUUAUGCUAGACUGCAGAAGAAAAGGCAUUCCACAGGCUGCAUAUUUGAGUAAUGGUUUCAUCGAUACUAACAGCAUUUUGGAUAAACUUGAAAAGAACUCACCACUGAUUAAGAAGAUUGCCUUGCUGAAUGACAAAGAAAGAAGCAAAUUUAUUUUUCAACUUUCAGGCGAACAUUGGACAGAAUUACCUGAUUGGCUGAAAGAGAAAACAUACCUAAAAGAAUGGCACGUAAACAAUACUAAGAUCUCAAGCAUUCCAAGUUACAUUGCCUUGUUUCAGGAAAUGAAAAUUCUUGAAUUAUCCAGUAAUCAGAUUACAGACCUCCCCGUUGAAAUUGGUUGUUUAAAAAACCUAAAAGAGCUAAAUGUAAGUUUUAACCGUUUGAAGACUGUCCCUCCAGAACUGGGAAACUGCGAGAAUCUUGAAAAACUUGAUUUGUCUGGAAAUUUAGAACUAAUGGAGCUUCCAUUUGAACUAAGCAAUUUGAAACAAGUGAGUUUUGUAGAUGUAUCAACAAACAAAUUCUUUUCAAUCCCAAUAUGUGUACUCCGGAUGUCAAAUCUGCAGUGGCUUGAUAUAAGUAACAACGGUCUGAGAGAUCUCCCACAAGACAUAGACAGGCUAGAGAAGUUACAAACUCUUCUUCUGCAGAAGAACAAACUGACCUACCUUCCACAAGCCUUGGUCAACUUGCCAAAACUCAGUUUAUUGGUUGUGAGUAGUAAUGAUUUGGUUCAGAUGCCCACAGCCAUCUGUGACUCUUCCACCGGCUUAAAAUUUAUAAGCCUGAAGGAUAACCCUCUUGAAACAACCUCAUUCCAGGAGAUUCAAGAAAUGACAGAAAGUGACCGAGACCGUGAGCUGUUUGAAAAAGAAUUUAUGAAAGCCUAUAUUACAGAUAUACAAGACAGAGAGAUUGUUCCUUGCUAUACCACAAAAGUAUCACUUAGCAUCCAAAUAUGAACAGUGGAAUUUCUAUAAACAGAAACUCGAAAGAUUUACUUCUGCCAGAUGAAUUAGAAACCAUCCUCAGCAUAUAAUAGCAACAAAAGCUCUUUUUAAGAAGAAAAGAAUAAGCUAUCAAUAAUAACAAAAUUGAUGCAUAAUGGAAGAUUUAAAUGACUGGGUAGGCAUAUGAUAGUUGCAAUCAUAUAUAACCAUGACUGCAUUCACUUUGCAAAAUGUUUCUGUUAUGAAAAAGGAAUAUGAUUAUACUUAUAUACUUAUAUGAAAAAAGUAGAAAGAUUUAGGUUAUAAGGCAUGUGUUGUAAUUUUUUUUCCAGAUGAAACAAUAAACAUUCUGAUUCUUUCCUAUCCCAUCGUCAGUGAUAGUCAUUUGAGCCCUGUAAUCUACUGGAGAAUUAUCGGAGUCAAGGUGUAAUUAACUGUGCUACUCUAUGCAUGUUUACUCAGUUCUACUCUGUACAGUUCACUGCCAGGAAGGUAAACCUAUUCCCUGGAUUCAUUACAUCUACUGUAGAUUCCAUCUUUCACCUUGGAAUUCAAAGUGGUUGCAGGGAUGGGUAAUUGGAUCUAUACCACCUUGUGAGUUAGAUCGUCUGACAUAAUGUGAUUAGCCUAAAGGCACCCACUGAUCUUCAUAGAAUGUAGACCUGAAUCUAGAUCAGUGUAUUUGCAGUUCAACAACUUAAUUACAUUUUUAGAUGGGACGAAAGAUUUGCAAAUAAAUAUAUUUUACAGACUUUAUUUUGCAGGGUUUUUUUUGCAUAUUUUACUGUGAUUGCCCAUGGAUUGUUUAGGUAGCCUGAUAGGAUAUACAUAAACUUGAUGAUCAACAUUGCAGUUAUAUUUCUGAAACCUUAUAUUGUCCCACUUCCUAAAAUACAUUUACCUCCUACUUCUUCUUGAAUGGUAGUCUCAGGCAAAGCUAUUGCUUACUUUCUGAGUUGUGUAAAUGGUACAUAAGAAAAA
Molecule: messenger RNA, 2230 nt
Organism: Protobothrops mucrosquamatus (brown spotted pit viper)
Lineage: Eukaryota; Metazoa; Chordata; Lepidosauria; Squamata; Viperidae
Gene: LRRC2
Product: leucine rich repeat containing 2
Exons: 9
Coding region: 152-1261 (369 amino acids)
Molecular function (GO): protein binding
Source: RefSeq, a predicted model, not a curated record